GUGGUGCAUGCCUCCAUUUGGCUGGUGGGUAAGCUAUGCUCCAACCCGGAUGCAAUGGACCUAAUGUCUCGUCUUCGUCCUGACCUCUUGCAUACCCCUGAACUCCUCAGCUUGGCGCUUUCUCUACGCCUCUGUCCGACGGCAACUUCAGACGAUCUCUCCGCUGCAUUGACCUCUUCCUCAGCCACAACUUGGCAAACACCCUUCGAGGCGGUCAGCACAGAAUCUGGUUCCCAGGCCGUUGGACAAACUGAAGAGACCGUCCCUACCUCCACCUCUACCCCAUCCUCCAAAGCCGGUGAGGGAGCAGAGGUUGUCUUUGAAGCGGGAACCCUGAGUCCCUUUUGUAUCCGGUUCCUGCUCGACCUGGUGCGCCUCUUCAACGAGAAAUCUGAGAUGUUGACCAGUCGGGGCGAAAUGAUAAUCACGUAG
This is a messenger RNA of Protopolystoma xenopodis, 432 nucleotides long. The record is from the annotation of a GenBank genome assembly. NCBI's taxonomy places the organism in Eukaryota, Metazoa, Platyhelminthes, Monogenea, Polystomatidea, Polystomatidae.